This is a messenger RNA of Moesziomyces antarcticus, 2622 nucleotides long. RefSeq names its product glycoside hydrolase. Gene Ontology annotation, biological process: glucan catabolic process. The record is from RefSeq and is a predicted model, not a curated record. Gene Ontology annotation, molecular function: beta-glucosidase activity. Lineage: Eukaryota; Fungi; Basidiomycota; Ustilaginomycetes; Ustilaginales; Ustilaginaceae. The transcript has a single exon. The coding region runs from base 1 to 2622 and encodes 873 amino acids.
AUGAAGGCAAGCGUCAAGGCACUGCUGGUGCUCGGCGUUUACGCCGCCCACACGGGCGCACAGGCCGCGCCGCUCGAGCAAUUUAAGAUGCUCAUGCAGACGCGCCAAGCCUCUUCAUCCAACCAGACCGACACUUCGACGCUCUCGUGGAACAUCAGCUCGGAAGCGAAUUCGGCGCUGGCACAGGCUCCUCUUGCGGGCACCUUCUACCGCGGAGGUCCUGAGCUGGCGGACAUCAACAGCCCUUUCCACCCAGUCACGGGCAACGGUGGCUGGGAAUGGGCGGUGGACAAGGCGCGAAGCGUCGUCGACCAGCUCACGCUCGACGAGAAGGUCAAUCUCACCGCGGGCAUUACAGGCGGUCGCUGCGAAGGUACGCUCGGCCGUGUUGACCGCUUCGGCAUCCCUGAGCUUUGCUUCCAGGAUGGUCCCGCCGGAUUCCGUGCCUCGGACUUUGUCACCGUCUUCCCCGCCGGUGUGACGACCGCAGCUACGUGGAACCGAGACCUCAUGUACAAGCGCGCCGCAGCUCUCGGCGCAGAGUUCGUCGCCAAGGGCGUCAACGUCCACCUUGGCCCUGUUACGGGUGGCCCGCUCGGCCGCGGGCCGUACCAGGGCAGGAACUGGGAGGGCUUCGGACCCGAUCCCUACCUUCACGGCGAGGCUGCUUACUACACCGUCUCUGGUACCCAGUCGGCAGGUGUGAUCACCACCGCCAAGCACUUCCUCGCGUACGAACAGGAGACGUACCGACAGCUGUAUGCUGCUUCGGAUCCGUACACGCUCAACCCGAACAACAACACCGCGCUCACCUACAGCGCCAACCUCGACGACCGCACACUGCACGAGCUCUACCUCUGGCCAUUCAUGAACGCCGUCCGAGCCGGCAGCGGCGGCAUCAUGUGCGUGUACAAUCGUCUGAAUGGAACGCAGGGCUGCGAGUCCAGCAAGGUGCUCAACGAGAUCCUCAAGGACGAGCUGGACUUCCAGGGCUUUGUGGUGACCGACUGGUCGGCGGCGUUCAACACGAGCAACACGUACAACGGCGGGUCGGACGUGGUGAUGCCCGGCGGAAUGACGGGKGGGKACAAGAAUCUGGUGGGCGGAUCGGACCUCGUUCGCGCGCUCGACGCAGGCGAGGUCAAGAUCGAGCGCAUCAAUGACGGAAUCGUGCGCCUGCUCGCACAGUGGUAUCUGCACGGACAGGACAAGGACUACCCCACCGUCAGCUACAAGGACGGCUACCAGAACACGCUCUACAACGGCUCGGUGGUCAACGAGCACCGCAACGUGCAGGGCGACCACUGGAAGAUCGUCAAGGAGGUGGCAGAGGAGGCGGUGACGCUCAUCUACAACAAGGCUACGCACAAGCCGGGCCAGCAGGGCAACACGGGAUACACUGUCGGUCUGCCGCUUGCCAAGCAGGCGCGCGUCGCCGUGUUUGGCAGCGAUGCCGGUCCCAACCCGUACGGGCUCAACUCGUGCCAGUCGUGGAUCGGGCUUGGUUCGCAGCUGUGCCCUGCGAAUGCGACGUCGAACGGCACGCAGGCGAUUGGGUGGGGAUCUGGCGCUGGCUUCUUCCCCUACCUCAUCGACCCGCUUGCUGGCAUCUCGGAGGCGGCUCGCGAGAACCAGGGCGCGGUGCUGGCCAACCUCAACGACGUCGGUGACGAGCAGAACCAGAUGCUCAUCAAGCAGGCGGCUGGUCUUGCCGACGCCUCGCUCGUCUUUGUCCAGGCGAGGUCGGGCGAGGAUAGCGACCGCCACUCGCUUCGUCUGGACGCCGAUGGCGACGAACUGAUCAAGCUCGUGGCAUCGCAGAGCAACAACACGAUCGUCGUCAUGCACACCGUCGGCCCCGUGCUGAUGAGCGACUGGUUCGACCACCCGAACAUCACUGCGCUCGUGCUGCCGCACCUGCCUGGACAGGAGUCUGGCAAUUCGCUUGCGCGCGUGCUGUACGGCGACGUCAACCCGUCCGGCAAGAUGCCCUACUCGAUGCUCGCCGACGACGAUGCGGUUCACUACCCACGCAUCGUUGGCAGUCCCGCGAGCGACCCGCAGGUCGACUUCACCGAAGGACUCUACAUCGACUACCGCGCGUGGGACAAGAUGGGUCUCAAGCCCCUCAUCCCCUUCGGCCACGGUAUCUCGUACACCAACUACAGCUACGCGAACCUCGCCAUCCAAAAGUCGGCCGACAACUGCUAUGCGCCCAGCAUGGUGCAGUCCAAGAGCGAAAAGAUGCCCGGUGGCGCAGCAUCUCUGUUCCAGUACCUCGUCGAGGUCACCGCCGAAGUCAAGAACGUCGGCGCCAUGAAGGGCGACGAGGUGGCUCAGCUCUAUGUUGGCUAUCCCGACGAGGCCGAGGCGCCGGUUCGACAGCUGCGAGGCUUUGACAAGGUCAGGGAUCUCGAGCCCAACGCGUCCAAGACCGCCACGUUCAAGCUGAGCAAGCGCGACUUUUCGGUGUGGGACGUGGUCAGGCAGGAGUUCCGCGUGGUCGACGGCACGUACCAGAUCUGGGUGGGCAAGAGCUCGCGCGUCGCCGACCUGGCGCUCACGGGCUCCGUCACCAUGAAGAACGGCAUGGUCGUUGGCAUGAGCUCGUCGUCGUCGUAA